Molecule: messenger RNA, 3357 nt
Organism: Synchiropus splendidus (mandarinfish)
Lineage: Eukaryota; Metazoa; Chordata; Actinopteri; Syngnathiformes; Callionymidae
Gene: tlk1a
Product: tousled-like kinase 1a
Biological process (GO): intracellular signal transduction; chromosome segregation; peptidyl-serine phosphorylation
Cellular component (GO): nucleus
Molecular function (GO): ATP binding; protein serine/threonine kinase activity
Source: RefSeq, a predicted model, not a curated record
GACGGAGAGGUAGCAGCAGCAGCAGCAGCAGCAGCCCUGGAGCCUGGACACGGUGCUGAGAUGUAGGCUGCCUUGUUCCCUCAAAUUCACUCGAAUCUUCCAACCUUGUCGUGUCUGCUCAACGAUAACCGGCUACUCUGUUGUCUAGUUGUGAUAUCUGGGUGUAAACAACAGCGAGUAUCGCCGCAGCACCUUCACGAGAAAAGUAUCUUGAUGAGUGUCCAAAGUAGUGGAAGUUUGGAGGGGACGCCAUCUUGGUCCCAGCUCUCCACGUCCUCAACAGGACUGUGUUCCCAGCAAGAUACCGCGGCGGUGGUGAAGGCCCAGGAAGGCACCAUGGAGGAGCUGCACAGCCUGGACCCCAGGAGACAGGAGCUGCUGGAGGCUCGCUUCAUGGGAGGGGUCAGUGGUAGCACUGGGGGCAGCACUGGGAGUGCAAGCGGUGGAAUCAAAGGUUUGGGAAAUAAUGAAUGUUCAAAUCACAGUUUUGGAAGUCUCGGUUCCUCAAGUGAUAAGGAGUCUGAGGGCUCUGAUGUGAAAAGAGGAAGUUCUCCAGCAUACUCGACUCCAGAGAAGAAGCAGUCGGAAACUACCAGGGGCAGAAAACGGAAACCGGAUAUUCAGUCUGAGUGCAGCCAAGGGAAAACGAUUGUUAGAGGACCCAAAAUAAGUGAUUAUUUCGAUUUCCAAGGAGGAAACGGGUCCAGUCCGGUCCGAGGUCUCCCGCCUAUGAUUCGGUCACCUCAGAACUCGCAUUCCCACUCCACUCAGGGCCCUGCAGGUCGACAAAAUAGUGCGUCCCCUACUAGUCUUUCUUUUGGUGACUCCAUGUCCUAUCCAAAGCAACUGGCUGUCAAAUUUGUUCAGACUGACCUUACAGUGUUAAAAUUAGCUGCCCUUGAAAGCACUAAGAAUCUCGACCUUGAGAAGAAGGAGGGAAGGAUAGACGACUUGUUGAGGGCAAACUGCGAUCUCAGGAGACAAAUAGAUGAACAACAAAAAUUACUUGAAAAGUACAAAGAACGCUUGAAUAAAUGCAUCACAAUGAGCAAGAAGUUGCUGAUAGAAAAGAGCACACAAGAGAAGCAGGCGUGUCGGGAGAAGAGCAUGCAGGACCGACUGCGUUUGGGCCACUUCACCACUGUGAGACACGGAGCCUCGUAUACCGAGCAGUGGACAGACGGCUACGCCUUCCAAAACCUUGUCAAACAACAAGAGUGGAUAAACCAGCAGCGAGAAGACAUCGAGAGGCAGCGGAAGCUCUUAGCCAAGAGGAAACCUCCAUCCUCCAGCAACUCCCAGACACCGACGCCAAACUCGGAGCCAAAGCAACGCAAAACCAAGGCUGUGAACGGAGCGGAGAGCGACCCUUUUCUAAAACCCAGCCUACCUCAGCUACUGACACUAGCAGAAUACCAUGAGCAGGAGGAGAUCUUCAAACUGCGUCUUGGACACCUCAAGAAGGAAGAAGCUGAGAUCCAGGCAGAGCUGGAGCGUCUAGAGAGAGUGCGCAACCUUCACAUUCGGGAGCUGAAGAGAAUAAAUAAUGAAGACAGCUCACAAUUUAAAGAUCAUCCCACGCUGAACGAGAGAUACCUGCUCCUGCACCUCCUGGGCCGAGGGGGCUUCAGUGAAGUUUACAAGGCGUUUGACUUGAUCGAGCAAAGAUAUGCUGCUGUAAAGAUCCACCAGCUCAACAAAAACUGGAGGGAGGAGAAGAAGGAGAACUACCACAAGCACGCGUGUCGAGAGUACAGAAUACACAAGGAGCUGGACCAUCCCAGAAUAGUUAAACUCUACGACUACUUCUCACUGGACACCGACACGUUUUGCACCGUCAUGGAGUACUGCGAGGGCAACGACUUGGAUUUCUACUUGAAGCAACACAAGCUCAUGUCGGAGAAGGAGGCCCGGUCCAUCAUCAUGCAGAUUGUGAACGCACUCAGAUACCUGAACGAGAUCAAACCUCCCAUCAUCCACUACGACCUGAAGCCAGGCAAUAUCCUGCUGGUGGAUGGCACAGCCUGCGGUGAGAUCAAAAUCACGGACUUCGGCUUGUCCAAAAUCAUGGAUGACGACAACUACGGCGUGGAUGGGAUGGAUCUAACGUCGCAGGGCGCAGGGACCUACUGGUAUUUGCCUCCUGAGUGUUUCGUGGUUGGCAAAGAGCCGCCCAAGAUCUCCAACAAGGUGGACGUGUGGUCGGUGGGGGUCAUCUUCUUCCAGUGCCUGUACGGGAAGAAGCCUUUUGGCCACAACCAGUCGCAGCAGGACAUCCUGCAGGAGAACACCAUCCUCAAAGCCACAGACGUCCAGUUCCCUGUCAAACCAGUCUCCAGCAACGAAGCUAAGGCCUUCAUCAGACGAUGCCUGGCGUACAGGAAGGAGGACCGGAUCGACGUCCACCAGAUGGGCAGCGACCCCUACCUGCUCCCCCACAUGCGACGGUCCAGCUCCUCCGGGAAUCUGCAGCUCAAUGCAGCUGGAUCUGGACCAGCCUCCUCCAGCAUCAUCUCAUAUUGACGAAGCUCGGACUGCGGCAGCAAGGAACUGACCAAGAGGCUCCCGCCGGGGCUGAGGCUCACCAGCGGGGAAAGGGCCGGCGGUCGGAAGGUCUCGCAUGCACGGCCGACUCGCUUCACGUUUACUUAAACUUGAAUCGUUGAGAGACAGCGAAGGGAUGAGUUUACUCCUUUCCACCAAGACGUGGGUUCUAAACCCUCCAAGGUCUGACAAAAGCACUGAAACUGACGACGUACCUUGAAGACAAUGUGACUGAACACUGAGUUUGGGGGCAAAACCAAGGCCCCUGUGACACAGAGUCCCCUCUGUUGAGAUGAAAUAACUCGAUCCUGCCUGCGUGCAAACGGUUGAGCUGCUAGAAGUAACUGUGAGUGGCGGUUAUGAUUUAGAAGUUUGAAAGAUUGGCAAACGUUUCUUUUCUACAAGUGUUAGGCUUUAAUUUGAGUUUGUUAGCCAUGAGAAUGUAAUGUGUAGCAAACCAGUAGGUGGGGGCAGCAUACUUAACGUCUAAUGCACAACAUAACCAAAUGUAGAAAAUGGAAAUGUAUAAUAAUCCUAUGCAGGGAUAUUAAUAAAGAGAAAUUGGAACGUAUAUACUGUACAGGUGAACUCAGAUUUUUUUUUUUUUUUUUACAGCAGUGAUGUGUACAAAUGCGUUAGAUCCUCCCCUCAUAGAACCAAUACUUUAUUUUGCUGCUUUAUGGCUCUUAUUUUUCAAGGGCUGUUGGUUCCAGAGUACAAACUGUACAGUGAGAGUGAAGAAUAAAUGUCUGGAUUUGCUCCCAGUGAAUAAUAAUGUUCAAUAAAUUGGCCUGUGCAUUCCAGUUCCUCCAG